Molecule: messenger RNA, 2250 nt
Organism: Engraulis encrasicolus (European anchovy)
Lineage: Eukaryota; Metazoa; Chordata; Actinopteri; Clupeiformes; Engraulidae
Gene: gata1b
Product: GATA binding protein 1b
Exons: 6
Coding region: 140-1621 (493 amino acids)
Biological process (GO): cell fate commitment; positive regulation of transcription by RNA polymerase II; negative regulation of transcription by RNA polymerase II
Cellular component (GO): nucleus
Molecular function (GO): zinc ion binding; DNA-binding transcription factor activity, RNA polymerase II-specific; RNA polymerase II cis-regulatory region sequence-specific DNA binding
Source: RefSeq, a predicted model, not a curated record
CACUGCUGUCAGUUACCUCUCACCCUCUCUGGCACAUGGUAUCGCAACGCAAGCCUCUGCAGAUCCGCCUGUCACCUGCUUCGACUUCUGCAUCGGCAUCAGAUAGAUUCUGCGCUACACACACAGCAGCAGUGAGAGUAUGGAAAGCACCAUGGAGACGCCAUCGCGCUGGUUGUCCCCGGCGUUCCUGCUUCCCGAGGCCCUGGCUGCCUUCCCACCAGAGUCUGCCUCUGCGUCUGCAUUCAUGACCCUGCCUGAAGAGGAGCCCUCCUUCUCCAGCGUGGACUCGGACCUCAGUGGCCUCCCCUCAGCCCUCUACACCACCAGCACGGCUGCUGUCCACAGUGGACACACGUCUCACACGGCCUCAUACAGACACAGUCCAGUGCGUCAGGUGUACCCCUCCCCUCCUUUCCUGAACAACCUCUCCUGGCUGGAUGGCUCUGCAGGCCAGCCCCCAGCCAGCUCCUACCCCCAGCUCACCUCCUCCUCCACCUCCUCCUCCACCUCCUGGCACAGCAGCCCUUUCUCCAAGUCCUCCCUCCACCCCAGCCAGCACCACCAACACCACCAGCACCAGCACCUCUCCCCAUCGCUCCUGCCCAGCGCCACCUCCCUCUCCUCCCUCAAGUCCCUGAGGAUGGAGCCCACACCCACCACCGCGCCAACGCCUGGCCAGGACUACAAGGAGAACCUCCGUCUCCAGGAGUGUGUGAAGGGGGAGAGGCUGACUCCCCAUGAGGCAGGGGAGGAGGCUGCACGUCUCCACACUCCCCACCACCACCACCACCACCACCACCUUCUCAGCCCCGCAACAGGGAGGUGCUACAACUACUCCCCUCAGUCUCCCCUGAGCCCCUACGGCCAUCCUCACUACACUUCCUACGUGUCUCCCUCGCAAGAGCACGGUGCCUCUGCUGCCGCCGCCACGGCCAUCUACCUGCCCUCUUCUUUCUCCCCCAAAAUGCGCAACAAAAUAGCCCUCUGUCCUCCGGAUGCAAGAGAAUGCGUGAACUGUGGGGCCACAGCCACCCCGCUGUGGAGAAGGGACGGCACUGGCCACUACCUCUGCAAUGCCUGCGGACUCUACCACAAGAUGAACGGACAGAACCGACCGCUCAUUCGGCCCAAGAAAAGAUUGGUUGUUAGCAAGAGGGUAGGCACCCAGUGUGCCAACUGCCACACCAGCACCACAACCCUUUGGAGACGCAACACCAGUGGAGAACCAGUCUGCAACGCCUGUGGCCUCUACUACAAACUGCACAAUGUGAACAGACCUCUGACCAUGAAGAAGGACGGCAUCCAGACACGUAACCGCAAGGUGUCGGGCAAGAGCAGGAAGGGCAAGAGAGGCGGCGUGAGCGAGUCUGACUACUACACCCACAUAUCCAGGGCCUCGCUGGGGGCCCCAGAGCCUCACAGCCACACGGACUCCUACGUGGGCUCCCUGGGGCCCGCUGGUUCUUUCCUCUCCUAUAACCACCACCACUCCUCUCAUCACAUCAUCUCCUCUUCGUCCACCUCCUCAGCCCUGCACCCAGCCACCGUCUCUCUGCCCUACCACCCGUACCACCCAAACACUGGCCUCAUACCCACACUCAUGGCAGAGGCCAGGGUAUGAUUAGGGAUGUUUUCGCACACCUCAGCUGGCAAGUGCGUUGGAGAUGAGGAUGGUUGCUGAUCAGAUAAAACUAUAACACCCCCGCACACUGACCAAGUUCGCUUUAACUUUGAGGGAGUUUUAUAGUUUUUUAGGGUUUUUUGUGGGGGUUUUAUAUUUUUUUUAUAGUUUUUUUUCUGGAGGCCAGAGUAUGAGCAGAGAUCUUAGACUCUCUUACCGUCUUACACUGUAGUAACCUUAUGAAAGGGAUGCCAAUAAGCACAGCCACGUGUUUUCACUUGUGAUUUUCAAAUUAGGGUAGGCAAUUCAUUAAUUAUAAAAUAAUUAAUUGAUUAAUUAAAUUAAUUAAUUGGGCCCCCAAGGAACACAAUUGUGUUAAAUGGAACACCUAAAAUAAAAGGACACAUGUUUUACUAUGUUGAAGAAUUUACCAGGGGUAGUCAUACUUAAGUGCGAAGUGCACACCUUGAACUUUUUUUGGAAUUUGUUUCUUUACUGUAGUUUUUAAAUCCAAGAAGCCCAGCACUUAUUUUUUUUAAAUACUUUGCAUUAUAUGUUCACUGAUGUUGGCACAAUCAUAUUUAUUGCUGUGAUAAGUGUAUGCAAUGUGUUCUGUGUGUAAUUUCUAA